CUUCUUAAGAGUUCGAAGGACGCUGCUUUUUGCGGCGCGGUCAGCCGAGUUCACAUGCUGCUUCUCCCUGUCGUUUUCCUUCGCUGCUCUUGUCUGCCGUCUCGACUGCUCCUUGCCUUUGUAGGUUUUAAGUGUGCUUUCCCUUCCAGUUCUCCGUGUAGCUCUCUUUCUCUUCACUGUCUAGACACCGCAGCUGACGACUCUCUUUUCUGCGUCUUUGGACGCCGUUUCGGCAGGGCCGCAACUUGCGACAGAUAAGUCUCUUGUUCUCUCGCAGCCGCAGAGUGCCGCAUUUGUUUGAGACUUUGCACUGCCACAAUGCAGGUUCGAAGUCGAACUUUGUAGAGACUGCAUAGCUUCCAAGUAAAUCCAGGAACGCCAUCGAAGGGAGAAAAUGGGGGCUUCUGUUCGCGAGUUGAUGAAAAAGGAGAAGGAAAGACGCGAGAAGGAGAGAAGGGAGAAAGAACGGGAGAAAGAACGCAUUCAACAGGCCUUUGCAGCAGCUCAUGCGAGUCCUUCUCUCCCCACCGCUUCGUCUGCUUCCUCGUCUUCUUCCUCUUCUUCUUCACUCUCUUGUCCCUCGUCUUCGUCUGUCUCCGCCGUCGCCGUCGUCUCCUCCGCCUCUUCGUCGUCGUCUUCGCCUCUCUCUCAAGUGAAGACAGAAAAGAGAGACAAGACAGAUACUACGUGUGACAGCCGCUUCGCUUCUUCUCGUCCCAACGCGGAGACAGAGGAGACAGCUGUCUCCCCAUGCAGGCCGGCGGCAGACACCUGCAACCUUCUUGCGGGAGCGUACGGCGAGGAUGAGGAAGAGGCGAACAGCGAGGAAGGCCGAGAAGGAGACAGCGUACGCGGUUUAGAAGAAGGAGACGCACACCCAAAUGCUCGCAACGAAGGCGCGGACAGAAGCGGUCUUCCGGCGGACUUCUUCGAUGCGUCUUUCGGAGACACUCCAGAAGAGAAGAACGCCGAACUGGAGAGCGAAGAAGAGCGACAGUUCGAGACAGACCGAGCGCGAGAGACGCCCCGGCGCAGCGGCAUCUCGCGUCUUGAGGACUUCGUCAAGGAGGCGGAAGAAGAAGAUGUGGAAGUUGCUUUCGAGAUCGAAGAGCCGAGCGCCGAUCUCCUUGUGCCUCUGCCUAAGGCCGUCCCAACCUCUUCAGAUCCAGAGACCAACCUCGCCAGUGAGGACAGAACAACGCUGCAAGAGGCGCGAGGAGACACUGGAAUGGGAGAGGAGACACCGCUGCGUGUGGCGAAAGCUGAGCAACACAACGGAGGGGAAGAACCGGCCAAGAGCGACAUGCGAAGCGAGAGAGAAACGAACGAGGAAGACGAACUCGCUUCUUCUGUCACUGCGGCCCUCCUCGUCUCUUCUGUUGACGAGAUGCACUGGUACCAGCCGUACGCAACAGCCUUACACAGCGAGAUUCUGCACGAAGAGACGCAGUUGGAGGAUCUGCGCGAGAAGGUGGAGGCGGCGAGGCGCCUGCGAGCUGCGGCGCGCGAAGAGGCGGGGGAGGCGCGGCCGCGCGGUGGGGGAGUCAAACGCCAGGGCGAGCGAACGGGGAAGGACGAGACGGAGCUGGCGACAGAGUUCCUUCUCGCCGUAGAACGCGAGAUGAAGCAGCCUGGAGAGCGAGGCUCUCGCGGAGACACCACCGCGAAGGUCCCUCCCAAAGAGAAAAGGAGCGAGAACAAGGGGGAGAACGAGAGCGAGAACAAAGCGGAGAACAAAGACGAGCUCCCGGCUGGCUUCUUCGACGACGAAGAGCGAGACGCAGAGGCGAGAGGUCUUGUGGGGUCGCGGAAACUCAAAGAGAUGCUCGCGCGGAUUGCGGAGAAGCGAAGAGAAGUCGCGGACGAUUUGCGGCUGCAGAAAGAAGACGUCCUUCAACAGAGACAUGACAUCAGACGGUUCUUCUCCGAACUCGAAGAGGAAGAGCAGAAGGCGGCUGCGUACCGCAUGCGCGUGGUGAAGCUGAAGGAGACGCGAGAGCGAGUGCAGGAAUGCCAACGGACUCGCGGCGACCGUGGAGAAGAGCGCGGGGACACAGUGAAGAGUGGAGAGACGAAGAAGGAACUGGACGACAGCGCAGACGAGAUGGAAGCCACAGAGACUGGAGUCAAGACUCUCCAAAGCGACGACCACAGCCGACAUCCACAUGUAAAGCGCAAGAGAGAACGCGAGGAAGAAGACGAGGAAGAAGAGGAAGAAGAAGAGGAAGAAGAAGAGGAAGAAGAAGAGGAAGAAGAUGACGAAGAAGACUUUGCAUGGCGUGCCAAGUCUCUACUCAAGGCCUAGGGGAUCGGUGGGAGGGUCGAGGGAGACAUGGCCGAGAAGAAGCAAACUGCUACACACGAGAGUCGAGAGAGUACGCAAACAGCUAGGGCGCUUCUUGCUUUCUUAUCGCUUCGCGCGCUGUGGCACUGUCCUUGUUUUUUUUGCGCGUUUGUUCCUCUUCUGGCUCUUUGUCCUCAUGGAGGGCCAUGUCUUGUUCGUUUUUCUGCGGUCAGAGGCUCAGCUGUUCUCUCCAAGAGCACUGCGAGAAACCGACAAUGGUCGCUGCCUUCCUCUGCUCUUCUCUGUCGUUCUCGUCUUUUCGGCUGCUUGGUUUGAAUGAGACGCUUCGUGGAGUGCACAUGUGCAGCCCUGGCGCCUUUUUCCUUGCCUGCGUUUAGUGAAACUCCUGGUUAAGAGAAAAGAAGUAAUAAAUUCUGGGAUCUUGCGUUUUCAUCUGCAUGGUCUUGGACAGAAGAAGAGUGCACAGCGAAGAGCCGCGCUCUCGCCUGCAUGCUUAUGUAUUUGAAUCAGCACUGAGGACCGAACUUGGCAACACAACAGCUCUUGUGACUUCGUGAGAAAGGAGAGACUGCAAUUGAAACCUCCAGAUUCCACGAAAGAGACUCGGCGUCCAAAAUCCCUGGCUCGAGAAGCGCAACGCGAGAGUGCUGUCAGUCUCUGAAUCAACUGCUCGUCAAAAAGCUUAAGAGGCUCCUGAAGCGCUUCCGAGGCAGCCUGCUAGAGAUCUGGAACUACGAAAAGUCUCGUCGAUCUCCGCAAAAAUGCCGGUCAAGGCCGCAUAAGCAACAGCGAAUGCGAAACGACCUUCACCACCGCUCCACUGCGCUGCUCAAGACACUUUCUCCCCCGGUUUUCUUCUCUACUUUAAAAGGUACAGGAUGCGGGAGAAGGGAGCUGCCAAAGUGUAGACUCGACGGAGCCUCAGCAGGUGGAGGUGAUGAAACUGCAGGUUCAGAUGCUGCUAAUGGUAUCGCGUUGGCAGAGACUUCGAGAGCAACAGCGCUGCCGCAUGGGAGGCUGGCACCUGAUCCGAAACUCCUUGAGCGCCGUUGACGCCUAGGCGCAUGCACUCCGCGACUCCUUGCGCGUUUCGGGGAAGGAUCAUGUGUGCGUCUGUGCAUGCCUAAGUGGACUACGCAUGCGGCGACAGAUGUCCGGUGAGACAUGUGAAGUGAGAAAAGAGUUCGGCGCUGCGUGUGCCUUUCAUUCAAGUUGUUUCAACGACCUCCACUUGCAUUCAAAGGGACAUGUCCACCUUUACGCGCCGACAGCAAACACCAGCAUGGUUGUUCAGAGCUUGGCAGGGAAGCCUCUUCUGCAAGGGGAUGUCUCGAAUUCCAACCUUUGCACACUUGACGUUCCUGAGAAUCCGAGAACUCUUUUUAAUCCACUUUCAUCAGAGCGCCCGGUUGAAAAACAGAAACCACAUCGCUCCGGGGCCGGUUCCGGAGGAUGUCUUUAAGCAGGGGAUGACAUGGGCAUCGAAAAGAAACGUAGACUCUGCACAGAGCCAAAAGAAACCAGA
Toxoplasma gondii ME49 is the source of this 3830-nucleotide messenger RNA. RefSeq lists its product as hypothetical. NCBI's taxonomy places the organism in Eukaryota, Apicomplexa, Conoidasida, Eucoccidiorida, Sarcocystidae. The coding region runs from base 395 to 2305 and encodes 636 amino acids. The record is from RefSeq and is a predicted model, not a curated record. The transcript is spliced from 3 exons.